ACCCACUCCCGCGAAUGUCAUGCAGCCCUGCGGAAAAGAAGAAGCACGUGGGGUGGGAAGUCAUGUCAUCAGCAACAGUAGCCCAAGAUUUAGCCCCAAAGUUGGGGGCUUCAGAUGCCGUUCUUGACGGAGAUGCCGCUGCAUGUCAUGCUCUAUAGCCUUAUCCCGCUCAAGUGAGGCGCCGGGUAAACAGCCGAGUCCUCAUGGAUGGUGCUGUGAAGCGGUUAUGUUCAGAGGAAGCUGGUCGUUUCUUGGGCGUUGAAGCUCACAGAGAGAAUCGCCAUCCCGCUGUCAUUUGAGCCUAGGUCUGAAACUAGAUCACAAGGUCUGAGUCUCAGAUGGGCCAAGUGCUGAUGCUCAUUCUCCCCUAGAUCUCAGGGUACAGUUUGCCUAUAGGAACUUUAACACAGGCUUUGAUGGACUUACAUAACGAAAGGACAUGAAGUAUCCUUUCACUGGGAUAAGAUGGUCAGGAAGAGCUAUCCGUCAACUUUGGGAUAGUACUCGAGUGACAUCUGGCCUCCCAACAUGUGGAGAGAAGCAUGAGAUAGCUCCUUCCUUUCCUAAGGAAACUACCACAUCUGGUUUCUAGAUUUCCGGGUCAACUAGCACGUGCCAAGUCACUUGAUUACGUGUUAAGCGUUUCCCUUCAGUGCGACUGAACUCAACUCUGGCGUUGAAACCAUAUUUUCGUCCCAGUCAUCCAUUCUGUUUAGCGAAUCCCAAAGUCCCAAAACACCGAUUGAUAGAUUCCAUGAGCUUCUGGCACACCUUAGAUGAAGUCAGCACGCUUUGGUUAGCUGUCAACAAUGAAAAGCUCCCCAUCCGACCGACCUCCAACCAGACGAACGAGAAUAGUUUGCAUCAGCGACACCCACAAUUGCACAAUUAAACUACCCAAGGGUGACGUUCUUAUCCAUGCAGGUGACUUGACAAAUCAAGGGAGUCUUUCAGAGCUCACCAAAGCAAUUCAAUGGCUAGAAAAAGCCGACUUUGAAGCCAAGGUCGUCAUUGCCGGAAACCACGACAAGGCCCUGAACCCGGCUCCAUCUUCCGAGUCUUCCCAGCACCAAGCUCUCUCUCCAGAAUCCUGCCACUUCCACAACCAAUCCCUGCCCAAUCCAAAAGAGUGCCUAUCUCUUUUUGCGACUCACGGCCCAUCGAUAACCUAUCUCCGCCAUGAGUCCGCUGAGAUCAAGCUCACGCAACCAAAGGGGCCGAGGACAAAGUUCAAAGUAUUUGGAAGCCCUGGGACUCCUGGACUUGGAGAGAAGUGGGCGUUUGGAUAUGAAAGGGAUGUGAACGAUCCGAAUCGUGCGAGAUAUCCACACCAAGAAAAUGGAGGCGGCAGGGCAGUCGCCACGGAGAUGAAGUCUGGUAGUCAAUCCAACCCUGAAAAAGAAACCGGCAGAUCUGACCCACAAUCACACUUCUCGCCCAUUUCGAAUUCCAUCUCUGCCAAAGAAAUUUGGUCCUCCAUCCCUCCAGAUACGGACAUCAUCGUGACACAUACGCCUCCUUACGGACACUGCGACCUUGGUGUCGUCCGCGGGUCAGACGGGUCAGACGACGGCGGCUCGCCCUCAAAAACUGGAGUGACUGGAGGGGAAGAAGCAGAAACAAGAACAGAGACAGACCGGCAUCUGGGCUGCCAGUCCCUCCUCCAACGCUUAUCAGUCGUUCGACCAAGACUGCACGUCUGUGGGCAUGUACAUCGCGCGAGGGGGGCUGAAAGGGUUCGGUGGUCACCAGUCUCGUCUCCUUCCGCCUCUGUUUCAAUGGGAAUGGAAGAUGAUGGUGAAAUAGGAUGGAUAGAGUCCACAACAGAGAAAUGGACGGAUCCAAGCCCGGAUCCAAAGUCAGGGAAGAUCAGUUUGGUUGACCUGACGGGUCGCGGUCGUGGGGAGGGAAGCGGGAAAUUAGACUGGGUUGACGUUGACACCGUGAUUGGUAAGUCAACAGGAGGAAGAGAAGGACGAAAGGAAACGUGUGUGGUUAACUGCGCGAUUUUGGCGAGCAAUUAUCCUCAUGUAGGAGGAAAGAGGUUUCACAAGCCGGUAGUUGUGGAUUUGGAGUUACCGGUUUGUGAGGAGAGUCAAGAUUGUUAGGAAAUACUGGAUCAGCAAGAGGAUUGGAAGAGUUGCGGUCAGAAGGACGAGGAGAUGAGCCUGCCGAAAGAAAAUUAAUUGAUUACAGAGACUGAAGUGAUGGAACAAGAGAAUCCCAAAGGAAAGUACGAGAUUUUGACUAUCUCGAACCGGGGAGGUACGACUACAGACUUGCUCCAAAGAUUUAGAUGUCGUAACCAGAAGUAGAAAACAGGGCGGAGAGGAAGGUGGAACCCGGCAUUCUACUUGGAACCUCGCUCUUUCCUAGAUAAUCAUAUCAUGUGUGAGAGAGGUCCAGUCCUUGGGAAAGGGCGAAUGUUCAGACGACAGAGCUGAAGGCAGACACUCAAUCUCAUAUCUCAACUGGAGGGAUAUACGACAACAAUAUCCAGAAAGGCAAAGAUACCUAAGCGUGAAACAGAGAAAACUGAGA
Molecule: messenger RNA, 2541 nt
Organism: Neurospora crassa OR74A
Lineage: Eukaryota; Fungi; Ascomycota; Sordariomycetes; Sordariales; Sordariaceae
Product: Ser/Thr protein phosphatase
Exons: 4
Coding region: 810-2108 (432 amino acids)
Molecular function (GO): hydrolase activity
Source: RefSeq, a predicted model, not a curated record